AUAUGCCUUGUGUGUGUUAAUGAUUAUUUGAUUUCUCUGUACGUUACAGUUGGAUCGCGUGACUCCUCGGGCAGUUCUUCGUCCUCGUCUGCCGGGUCCUCGACCUCCUCGUCAUCGGGAAGCGGAGGCUCCAGCUCAUCCUCCUCAUCGUCUUCAUCGUCCUCCUCGUCGGCUGGAAGUGGAAGUCCCGCCAAGUAUCCGGUGCUGGUCUUCGUGCACGGCGAGUCAUAUGAAUGGAACAGCGGCAAUCCCUACGACGGAUCCGUGCUGGCCAGCUAUGGACAAAUAUUGGUGGUAACCAUAAAUUAUCGCCUCGGAGUGCUGGGAUUUCUGAAUGCCAACACGGACCGCUACUCCAAGCUGCCGGCCAAUUACGGCCUGAUGGACAUCAUUGCAGCGCUGCACUGGCUUAAGGAGAACAUCGCGGCCUUCGGCGGGGAUGCCAACAGCAUCACCCUCGCAGGACACGGAACGGGAGCCGCCUGCGUUCACUUCCUCAUCUCGUCGAUGGCCGUGCCGGAGGGCCUGCUCUUCAACCGAGCCAUCUUGAUGUCCGGAUCCGGCCUGGCACCAUGGUCAUUGGUCAGUAAUCCGGCCAAGUACGCUGCCAUCGUGGCCCACCACGUGAACUGCGCCUCAGACCUCCCACACGCCCACCUCAUGAAGUGCCUGCGCGAGAAGACACUGGACCAGCUCCUCAGCGUGCCCAUUCGUCCGCCGGAGUUUGGCUUUGCCUUUGGGCCCAGCAUCGACGGCGUGGUCAUCGACGGUGGCGACUACGUGCCCCCCGCCCCAGGAUCUCCGGCGGCCCAGGCUCAGGCUCAAGCUUCCACGGCCGCCGGCAAUGGACUGGGCGGAGAGGCGGGAAUCGCAGCUGCGGGCGGCUGGGGAACACCGGGACAACUCGAGAAUAUCGUAUUAAUGAGAAAAACUGCCAUUAACAAGUUGUCAAGAUACGACCUGAUGGCCGGCGUGACACGUGCCGAGGCCUUUUUCAGCUUCAAUUCGGGCGACGUGCAAUAUGGAAUCGAGGCGGAUCGACGGUCGAGAAUUUUAAAGGCCUACGUACGGAACACGUACACGUUUCAUUUGAACGAGAUAUUCGCCACGAUUGUCAAUGAGUAUACGGAUUGGGAGAGGCCCGUGCAGCAUCCAAUUAAUAUCCGGGACGAAACACUGGAGGCGCUCAGCGAUGCUCAGGUGGUGGCUCCGGCGGCUCAAACGGUGGAUUUGCACUCGGCGGAUCAUCGCAACUCGUACUUGUACGUGUUCGACUACCAGACGCGAUUCGGUGAUUAUCCUCAGCGCCAGGGAUGCAUUCACGGCGAGGACCUGCCUUACAUCUUUGGUGCCCCGCUCGUCGGCGGUUUUAAUCACUUUACGCGCAACUACACGAAAACCGAAAUCAGUCUAUCGGAAGUUGUGAUGUUCUAUUGGUCCAACUUUGUGCGAACGGGGAAUCCAAAUGAGCAAAUGGAAACGGAGCAUGGGAGUCGCCAGGAACGGAGUCGCUAUAAAACAAUCGAGUGGACAGCCUACGAAAGUGUGCAUAAGAAAUACCUAAAUUUUGACACCAAGCCAAAGCUCAAAAACCACUAUAGGGCGCAUCGCCUCUCCUUCUGGCUAAAUCUUAUCCCGGAUCUGCAUAAGCCAGGAGGCGACAAUGUGCCCGCCGCACACCACCAACUGCACGACGAUGACGACGAGGACAACAACAUAGCCAGCGAUGCCUCCGUGAAGCCUCUUAAUCCGCCUUACAUUUCACGGGCUGCCAAUGCGGCGGCCAUGGCAAACUUUACGAUUUUCACCAACCAGGUUUUCUCGCUGCUCAAUCUCAGUUCACCGUCCUCGUCGCUACAAAGGAACGGGACACGCUACGGAGGCGGUAAGAUAUAUCCGGACGAUAUGAUGGACGGGGAUCCCGCAAGUGGGGCGGCUAGUGCCUCGCAGGAUAACGAUGGUUUUGCGGCGUACUCCACAGCCUUGAGUGUGACUAUCGCCAUAGGAUGCUCGCUUUUGAUCCUAAAUGUGUUGAUCUUCGCGGGAGUCUACUACCAAAGGGACAAGACACGACUAAGCGAGCCCAGACCCCAAACCAAGCUGAAGAGACAGGAAAACGGACAAAUGCCGAAUAACAUAUGCGGGGAUCUGGAAACUCUGACCAUCCACGCGAAGAGCGAUCCCGCCACAAUACUGUCGCACCACCAUGCCAUGCAGCACCACCAACUGCCGCCGCCGGAAUUCGCAGACAUACCCCACCGAGCGCCGCCUCCUCCGAAGCACAUGAAAUCGCUGCAGGAUCCGGGGGGCGGUGGUUCGGUCAGCGGAUCGGUGGGCGUUUCCGGGGUGGUGCAAAUGCCGCCGCCACACGCCCUCCAAGUGAUGGGCAAUCAGUGCGGCACUCUGACCAAAAAGAGCUGCAUGAAGCAAACGCAGGCCCAAACCCAGCAGCACUCACCCGCCCAGCAGCAGCAGCAGCAGCAGCAACAGCAACAGCAGCAGCAACAUGUGGUCACCCAUCAGCAGCACUUGCAGAAUCAUCAUAAUCAAAGCAUGACCACUGUGCUGACCACGGCCGGUGGAUUGGUGGUGCCCACGCCACCCACUGUGCCGGGGAUUGUGGCCUCCACCACACAGCACCAGCAGCAGCACCAGCAGCAUCAGCAGCAGCAUCAGCAUCAGCAGCAGCAGCAGCAGCAGCAACAGCAGCAGCAGCAUCAGCAGCAACAUCCACUGAUGGAUGAGCUGCGUGUGUGACAUUAAUUGACCGUGCGUUUUAAAUGUGAUCUCUAAACGCACAGCCUCCCCAGCCUCGUCAGCUUUCCAACCCGAACUCCUUUCCCAAUGCGUUUCAGCUGUCUCUAUAUAUAAAGUACAUAGUCUAUAUGGUAGCCCGAAAGAGUAAGACCUGUGUCUAUCCAAUAUGCACAGAUGCUUCUCUCCGCUCAACUUUGUUGCUAGUUGGUUUUAAAAAUUAUUCUGUAAAUAGGUAACUAAGUGUAGAUUGUUGUCGAACUCUUUAUUAAGGAAUGUUAACUUGGAAUUACCACUAAGCUGCAAAGUCUUUAGCAAUUGAUUUUAGUGUUUAUUUUCUUUUGGAUGGAGAGCAUUUAACACUAAAUUCUAGUUACAGUUUUUUGAAAUUUCAUUUAUCUAUAUUAUUUUAUUUAGUGCAUAUGGGUGAUUGUACGCUUUAGUUUCUUCCAAUUUAAUACAACAAUAUCUAUCUCACUUUAUGUUUCAAGUAGUAUUUUUCCAUGUCACUAUGUGUUUUGCAACUAAUUAGGACCAAUCAAAACUAUACGAUUCCAAGUUACGGACAAGUUUCCUUCUCUUCCUUCUGUUGGCGUUAGUAUAAAAAAUUGUGGUAGAAUAAAUAUAGGAAAAACUAAGAGUGUUCUGAAUGCAAUAAGAACAUGAAAAGAACAUGAAUGUUAUUCUUCCAAAGACUGAAUUAUAAUUGUGUAUUGUGUGUAAAUAAUACUAGUUGCAGAAUUAAAAGUACUACUCUAUACGUACAAACAAACAUUCAUAUAUAUAUAUUUUAGUUUUCAGAAGUAUUAAUAUGAGAAAGCAGUUUUUAACCAAACCGAAAACCAAAAUAAGACACAAGUCCAGAAAAAAUGGCAACCAUGAAAUCAAAUCAUGUACAGGUGAAAGGGAGCUGUUCCUUUAAAUUUUUGCAGAAGAUUUGUAAAAUAAAAGCUGUACAACUACCCCGAAAAACAAUAGACGUAAACUAAACUCACACUAAUACUGAACUAAGCUUUGGUCGACAGAAACAAACGAAACAAAAGCAAAAUUAAAUUAAACUGUUAAUUGUAAGCAUGCAGGUACUUUGUUAUGUAACUAAAUAAAUAUUUAUAUAGCCAUUAAAAUUAAAUGCGUAUAUAAGCCCACACAAAAUAAAAAACAAUAAUUUCCUCUAUAUAGCUACACAAAUUUCCAGCUGCGGGAUAGUUAAAAAUUCCAUUAGGAGUUAAGCGGGGCAAUUGAAAUGCGCAUAGAAAUCAUAACAGAUAUUCAUUACUUUUAGUUGUUGUAUUAUAUUUUUUUUCAUUCUGAAUAAUAACCAUUUACAAACGGUUGCCCAAAAUUGUAACUAAAAUGGAAAUGAUACCCCAGAAAAACGGAAUGGGAAAAUUAAGCAAUGGAACAACUCAUUAAAGUGAAAGAGCACGAAAAUGGCAACAAUUUACGGCGCUUAUUAAAAUACUUGUAUAUUAUAUAAACACAUUUAGCGGCAGUGAAAACAAAAGCGAAAACUAUAAUGAAAAACGGAAACCAUUUACAGCCCCAUUGAGAAUGUAUGUUUAUAGCUUCUGUAUGCAUAUACAUACAUCUAAAAUUAAAUUUAUAUAUUAAUGUAAUGGUGUAAACUUAGAAUAAUUAGCAAAAUAAUACAACAAAUAUAUAUAAAUUAUAUAUAGAGUGCUACAUAACUGACAAAACAAAAGGCUACUACUAAAACAAAAAGUCAUAAAAUCUAUUGCGUUAGAAAAUGUGUAACGAUUUUGCGAAAGGGACUUAGCAUUAAAAAAUUCGGACUAAUUGAAGUAUAGUAAAACCAGAAGAACAUAAAACCCUCUGAGAGAAGAAA
Molecule: messenger RNA, 4600 nt
Organism: Drosophila yakuba
Lineage: Eukaryota; Metazoa; Arthropoda; Insecta; Diptera; Drosophilidae
Product: neuroligin-3-like
Exons: 9
Biological process (GO): synaptic vesicle endocytosis; neuron cell-cell adhesion; modulation of chemical synaptic transmission
Cellular component (GO): postsynaptic membrane; synapse; cell surface
Molecular function (GO): signaling receptor activity; neurexin family protein binding
Source: RefSeq, a predicted model, not a curated record